Messenger RNA from Hippoglossus stenolepis (Pacific halibut), 595 nucleotides. RefSeq names its product L-rhamnose-binding lectin SML. Bases 57 to 497 code for a protein of 146 amino acids. Gene Ontology annotation, molecular function: carbohydrate binding. The transcript is spliced from 6 exons. The record is from RefSeq and is a predicted model, not a curated record. NCBI's taxonomy places the organism in Eukaryota, Metazoa, Chordata, Actinopteri, Pleuronectiformes, Pleuronectidae.
GUCCACUGUCACUUUCAGACUGUCUGCAGGUGGAGGACAGAAGAGGAGACUGAGACAUGAUCCCACUGAGGCUGGUCGUCUUCGGCCUGCUGGCUGCAGCUUGGUAUCUACCUGGUGCUGCUGAGGGAGAGAUGAUCUACGCCUGUCACAAUGAAACAGCUGAGAUAUCAUGUGACGUCGGCAGUAAGAUCCAGCUGGAACACAUCCUGUACAAGGUCGGCGUGGGGACGAGGUGUGGGGAGGGGAAACAGCAUCCUGACGACGGGCCCGACACCUUCUGCUCCUUCCCCUGGUCUGAGAUGGUGGUGGAGGAUCUCUGUGGGAACAGGAGGUCGUGUGAGGUCCCCGUCACUGAGCGAGUGUUCGGUGAAUACGCCUGUGAGGAGCCGACCCGGUACCUGGAGGUGUCCUAUACCUGCGCCACGCCCCCCCCUCCACCUCCUCCUCCACCUCCACCCAAACCUGACUGUGAAGACAAACCCGCCACCGAAGCCUGAUGAAUUUAAAACUUUAUUGUUCAUCUGUGUGGACAGAACAGUGUGAAGACGCAUCGACUCCAAUGAGAGACGAAGCAGAACCUGGUGUCAGAGCUGAA